Ceratosolen solmsi marchali is the source of this 2687-nucleotide messenger RNA. RefSeq names its product sorting nexin-29. Gene Ontology annotation, molecular function: phosphatidylinositol binding. Bases 548 to 2587 code for a protein of 679 amino acids. The record is from RefSeq and is a predicted model, not a curated record. Lineage: Eukaryota; Metazoa; Arthropoda; Insecta; Hymenoptera; Agaonidae. The transcript has 12 exons.
GGCGAGUGUUGACUAAUAAAGCGAUUGUGGAGGGACGGACGUAUGAGACGCGACAGUCGGAGAUAGAACAACGGAGUUUGAAGGAACGUUGUUUCAUUAAAGAGUGAAACUUUUACGGUGGUGUUUUGUCAUUUUAAUCGUAAAGUCGUAAGUCGUAUGUAACGACGAGUCGCAGAACUGAUUAGAAUUUCGCUACAAUCGAGUCUUGAGUGAGUGCGCGAUGAAAAUUGUAUUUUCUAGCGAGCGACGAGAGUUCGAGAGAGAACAAACGGGCCGAGGUGAUUGCUUAGGGACAUCGUCACGGUGAGACGACGAAAAUGUUGCUCCUCCCGUAAUUAAAGUAGAGACAACAGGGCUUCGGAGGCCAAUAAGAAUAUCAUUAUUCCCGUUUACUUCCUCUCUUUGUGUCUCAGUUUAAUCGGAUCCAGUCAAUUACUGUCUCCGAGCUCUUCAACGUUCAUAUUCCGUCUAUCUUCUAUUCGCUCUUGAUACUUUUUUGUAUACAAAGGCAGCACACGCCAGACUGGCUCGAUGGUUGGCUCUGCGAAUGAUGUCGGCUAUAGUGCCUGGCACGCACAGUAUCAGUGAUAAUCCGCACGUCGUCGAUCAUGCAGCUAGUAGGCUCAAACUUCAGCAAGACUUGUUAUCGACCGCAAAACAGUGUCACAUUAGAUUUGGCGGCAAAGCAGAGCUGGCAACCGACUCAGACGCAUGUGUCACUCAUCUCUGCAAUGCAUUUGAACAGAUUUUCACUCACGGCUUGAAGAUCAGCUGCACCGAUAAACUGAACUCGACUCUUAGGCAGGUUUCGGAGCUGGUGAAGUCCGGGGGCUACCUGCGAAGCCCGGAGUCCGAGGCGUUUUGGCCGUGCAUUCGCGAGCAGUUGACUUGGCACGAGCAGGAGCGCUUCAGCGUGCUGAGGAAGGUGCACACGGAUCAGGGCCGAGGUCGGGCGUGGCUCCGUGCAGCCCUGAACGAGCGCUCUCUUGAACGACAUCUGCACGCGAUCGUUAGUCCAGAGGCUGUUCAACCUUAUUACGAAAAUUGGGCAUUUCUCGUUGAUCAAGAGAAGUCUUCCAUGCUGCCGAACGUCGCUGCCGGUCUCACCACUAUACUUUUCGCCAUUAGAAUAGAUAACGAGGAACUCAAUUACACGUUGGAAGAGAAUAAAAUAGCGCGCUGUAAAAAUUCCCAUUUCGAACCAAUAAUUACAGCGGCUCUGCCAGAUCCCUCUAUGACGAGUUUAAAGCCACGGAAGAAAGUGCAAACGCACAUCAUAUCCUUCGACGACGAUGAGAUUGAUAAUGAAGUGGCAAGUAGCUCGGUGUCGUUCAGUGCACCGCCAACAUGUCUCAAUUCACCAAGUGCAACUUCAACCAAAGAAACCUCACCGGUGUCACCUUGUUUGCCUUCAUCCCGAUUACAGCAGCAUUCAGGGUCUAACGAUGUAGUUCUGGACGUGCAGCCCAUUAAUUGGGACGAGAGAGAGACGUUUGAAGAAGAGAGGCUUUUAACUCCACUCACCGACAAUGAAAAUAUGGGCGGCUUAGUACCAGUGUCACCAUUAGACAGUGUUCUCGAUGAUACGUUAGUUAAUUUAGCAAGUUAUAUAGACAAUUAUGAGACAACCGAGGCAGCGGUUGAGGCAACCGAACCACUCGUCGAUACGCACGCCGAAGUGGAUACACUGGACGUGGAAGGUUUACGCGCAAGACUUUUAGCUCUAAAUGAAGUUUUAGAACAGACGCGCGAGGAUGCUAUUACGAGUAAGCAUCAGCUGGCCCGUUUUCAAAGGCAACAUCAAAAUUACCUUGAAAAACAUGAGCUACAAAUUCAAACACUUAAUAGGGAAAAUGAAUUAUUAAGGCAACAGUUGCGAAAGUAUGUAACCGCAGUGCAAAUGCUUAGGAAGGAUUCGGAUGCAAAUAAUGUUACAGAUGAGGAUUCGUCUUUAGAUUACCACAAAGAAUCCCAAGAAUAUCAAAGUAAAUUAGUUCAAGUAGCUGAAAUGCAUGCGGAGCUAAUGGAAUUUAAUGCCAGGUUAACUAUACAGCUGACCAAUAAGGACAAAUUAGUUAAAUUACUUCGAGCGGAAUUGGAAUGCCUUCGAGGUCCAAUAAACGAAGAUAAUAUGCCUUCUGAAGCUCCCUGCUUAAUACAUAUAUGGGUACCUUCUGCAUUUCUUACCGGCCAACCGUCCGAUAUUCAUCACGUUUAUCAAAUAUAUAUUCGUAUUAGGGAUACCGAAUGGAACAUAUAUAGAAGAUACGCACAAUUCCAUUUGCUCUAUAGAGAUUUAAAAAAGCACGAUACUAUUGUUACAUCUUUUGAAUUCCCCCCUAAGAAAUCUAUUGGCAAUAAGGACGCAAAAUUUGUGGAAGAAAGAAGGCAAAAGUUACAGCAAUGGUUAAGACGAAUCGUUAAUAGACUUUCUCAUUGCUCACUUGCAUUUUCAUCUCACCCAAGCAAGCAAACUCUUAUUGCAUUGAUGCCUUUCUUUGGUGAUUUUCCAAACAACGAAGAAUCUGAAAGAAAUAACUCUAAUAGAAAUACAUAUUCAUCCUCACCGCAGUAUAUGGGUUUAUAAGUUUUAUUUCUAAGCAAAUUGUAAAUAUAAAAAAAAAACAUGGUAAAUAUUUUUAAUGUAUAUAUUUCUGUAAACGUUACCUUCAAGGAAGAUAAACAAA